Molecule: messenger RNA, 233 nt
Organism: Terrapene triunguis (Three-toed box turtle)
Lineage: Eukaryota; Metazoa; Chordata; Testudines; Emydidae
Gene: GNG8
Product: G protein subunit gamma 8
Exons: 2
Coding region: 1-213 (70 amino acids)
Biological process (GO): G protein-coupled receptor signaling pathway
Cellular component (GO): heterotrimeric G-protein complex
Molecular function (GO): G-protein beta-subunit binding
Source: RefSeq, a predicted model, not a curated record
AUGUCCAACAACAUGGCCAAGAUCGCCGAGGCCCGCAAGACGGUGGAGCAGCUCAAGCUGGAGGUGAACAUCGACCGCAUGAAGGUGUCAAAGGCGGCGGCGGAUUUGCUGGCCUACUGCGAGGCGCACGCCAAAGAGGACCCGCUGGUGACCCCGGUGCCCUCCUCGGAGAACCCCUUCCGCGAAAAGCGGCUCUUCUGCAUCGUGCUGUGAGCCCUGCGGCCAGCGACUCA